AUACUCAACCCAGAGUAAAUUUUGUUGGUGCUUGAAAGAUCUUAGACAUGUCCGAUUCAUUUGCUACGAAAGAAGAAGCAGCCAAGAUCUUUGAUAGAUUAAGAAAAGAUCCGGCCAAUCAAGUCUGUUUUGAUUGUUCCAAUAGAAACCCUACUUGGUCGUCAAUCCCAUUUGGAAUUUUAUUAUGUCUUGAAUGUUCAUCGGUUCAUAGAAAUUUGGGUGUCCAUAUUUCGUUUGUGAAAUCGACAAACUUGGAUUCGUGGCAAAGAAUCCAAUUGAGAAAUUUUAAAUUUGGCGGUAACCAACAUGCUAAAGAGUUUUUCCAAAGACAUGGAGGUUCUCAAUAUGUAAAUAAUAAGAAUGGUGUUGAUGCCGUGGCUAAAUAUAACUCUCCCGUGGCUCAAAAGUAUAAGGAAAAAUUAAAGCAAAAGGCUAUGGCUGAUGCCAUCAAACAUCCAGAUGUUGUCACCUUGGAAGACACUACUGAUAAUUUAGAGAUUUCUGAUUCCGCUAGUGAAUCCACCGACGAUUUCUUUUCCAACUGGACCAAACCGGUUAACUCCACUCCAUCGCCCAUUACGUCCAAGAAUGUUUCUCCAAGUGUAUCCACCGACGAUUUAACCAAGAAGAAACCAAUAACUACUACUCCUCGUACAUCUACCACCACCACCACCACCACAUCUUCCAGAUUAAAGACUACAUCCUCCGCUGUCGGUGGUGCUAAAAAAUCUAUCUUAUUGAGUAAAGGUAAUGGACCAAGAUCUUCCAGAUUGGCUGCCAAGAGAAUAAACAAGUCUGAGCCAGCUGAUAUUGAUUUUGAAGAGCUUGAAAAACAAGCCAUAAAAGAAGCUGAAGAAGCCGCCAAGUUAGGAUACAACCCUAAUGAAAACCUCACUCCUACCCCGGCCCCAGCUGCCACUUUACCCAAGAAAUCUUUAUCUUUGGGCAAAUCCAAUGACGAUGUUGUUCUCACUCCAGCUCCAAUUCAAGAAACCACACAACAAUUCCAAAAAUUGGGAUUCGGUAUGGUUCAAGGUGAAAACAAUGUAAGUUCCGGACCAUCCAAACAAUACAAGGAAGUUAAAUAUACCGGAGAAGUGUCCAACAAGUAUGGUACCCAAAAGGGGAUUUCCUCUGAUGAAUUCUUUGGUAGAGGUCCUAGAUUCGAUGAGCAAGCCAAGAAUGAAGCUAGGCUGAAAUUACAAGCUUACAGUGGUGCCCAAUCCAUUUCAUCCUCUUCGUAUUUCGGUGAGGAAGAAGGAGCAAAUGGUGGUAGACCAGGUGGUCGUGGUCGUUCUGGAACUGGUGGAUUGGCUGAUAUAGAAGCAUCUGCACGAGAAUUUGCGUCAAGAUUCUCUGGUAAUGCUAAUCAAGAUUUGGAUGUUUUGAAGGAUGCUUUGGAAGAAGGUGCUAAUAAAUUAGGUUCUUAUUUAAGAGAUUUCAUGAGAUAGUCUUUUACAAUUGAAAUAUAAACGUAAUCAUUGAAGUUAUAACGAAUAUCGCUAAACUGGGAGGGGAGGGGGAUAAUAUAAAUGACUCAUAUAUAUUAUGGUGCCGACAAAGGAAUGCUCUGAGAAACUAUCAUGGCUUUCGUUUAUUGACAUUACUCUGCUGGGGUUACAUGUAUAUUAUCUCGAGUUUAAGCACAUUGUAAAUUAUACUUACAUGUAGAGUAAACUAUUGGAAGAAAAAAAAAGGUACUACAAGAAGCUGCCUACAUUACUUGAUU
Molecule: messenger RNA, 1729 nt
Organism: Spathaspora passalidarum NRRL Y-27907
Lineage: Eukaryota; Fungi; Ascomycota; Pichiomycetes; Serinales; Debaryomycetaceae
Gene: GLO3
Product: ADP-ribosylation factor GTPase-activating protein
Exons: 1
Biological process (GO): COPI coating of Golgi vesicle
Source: RefSeq, a predicted model, not a curated record